AUGAUUGUUAAUCAGUCGCUCGCGUUCAUCAUCGUCAUCAUUUCCUCCUCCAUUUUCGUGUUUGCAGGAGCUCAAUCCCCCUCCUCCGCGCCGUCCCUUCCUCCCCCCUCCACCCCUUCUCCUCCUCUCCCCGCCUCCCGUAACCUCGCCGCCCCCCGCGACGACCCUCCCCCUGUAACCUCACCGCCUCCAGGUGUCCCCAACCCUACAUUGCCGCCGCCCGGUGCGCCCCGCCGACGGUCGCCCCGUCCGGAAAAAAUCGCCCGUCCGCCAAGAAAAUCGCCGCUCGCCAGUGCCCCGUCCGUACGCCGCGGUGCGCCGCCGCCGACGGUCCCGAGCAGGAGCGUCCUCCGCCCGCCGGUGGCACCGCCGUAUGGUCCCGCCGGUGGGGCCGCCGGCGCAUGCUCCGGCAAGUACCCGCCGGCGGGGCCGGCGGUGGCGCCGGCGCCGGCACCGGAGAAGGGGAAGCAUAAGAAGAAGAAGAAAAAGAAGCGGCACGGGAAGAAGCACGCGCCGGCGCCUGCGCCGGUGGCGCCGAGCCCGCCGGCACCGCCGGUGGCGCCGACGCCGCCCGACGCUGACGCCGCCGGACCGGCACCGCUGGCCUCUGAUUUGAGUGGAAGCAAUGGAAUGCAUGGGCACAUGGAGAUUACUAAGAGGUGCAUUAAAACCCUAUUGGCUACUAUUUUGGUGUUAACACUUUGGUAAAGGCAUAUAUAAAAAUAGGAGUGAAAUAUAUAUAUAUAUAUAUAUAUAUAUAUAUAUAUAUAUAUAUAUAUAUAUUCCUUCAUAUCUUGUAUUUCAUGUAUUAAUUAUAGAGGAUUCAUUUUAUUCAUAUUUCCAUAUAUUAAAAAAAAAGAAAAAAUUCACUAUAUUUUGAUUAUUA
This is a messenger RNA of Ananas comosus (pineapple), 886 nucleotides long. Its product is annotated as lysine-rich arabinogalactan protein 19. Lineage: Eukaryota; Viridiplantae; Streptophyta; Magnoliopsida; Poales; Bromeliaceae. The record is from RefSeq and is a predicted model, not a curated record. The coding region runs from base 1 to 708 and encodes 235 amino acids. The transcript is spliced from 2 exons. Gene Ontology annotation, cellular component: plasma membrane.